Colletotrichum siamense is the source of this 2448-nucleotide messenger RNA. Its product is annotated as putative transcriptional regulatory protein. Gene Ontology annotation, cellular component: nucleus. Gene Ontology annotation, molecular function: zinc ion binding; DNA-binding transcription factor activity, RNA polymerase II-specific; DNA binding. Bases 1 to 2448 code for a protein of 815 amino acids. Lineage: Eukaryota; Fungi; Ascomycota; Sordariomycetes; Glomerellales; Glomerellaceae. The record is from RefSeq and is a predicted model, not a curated record. The transcript is spliced from 4 exons. Gene Ontology annotation, biological process: DNA-templated transcription; regulation of DNA-templated transcription.
AUGGAUAACGGAGCAGAGCUUGGCCACCAAGGCGAAGCCACCGACGCGGCCCAUGACGACUCCGGCGGCGCCUCGGAGGCCGCGGCGGCCCUGGCUUGCAACUGCUGCCGGCGCCGCAAGCUGCGAUGCUCCCGGGAGGUGCCGAAUUGUCAGCAGUGCCGCAAAACUGGAAGUGAAUGCGUGUAUGAGUCCAAGAGAUCCAAGCCUGGGAUGAAGGCCGGGGCUAUUGAGAAUCUCCAUCGCAGACUGGAUGCCUUGGAGAGAACUGUUCACCAGCAGAGGGCGAAUCCCCCGGACCGAAGACAGUCUGGGUCGGAUACGUCUCCCAAUCGAGACACCCCUGGUAGUACUACCGAUCUUGAGAAGAAUGCUUACAACAUCAUGUCAUUCUUCGCCAAAGAGCUACAGAAGUUCAACGCAAAGUCCUCUAGGCCAAUCAGCGGAGCACAUCUCCAAGGGGGGGAUGACCAGCUACCACGGACGAAGCGUCGUCGUCUCGAAAAUCAUGAUGAAGCAUAUCCUUCACGUGGUAGCAAUAUGCUAGUUCUGCCGGAGGAAGAGAUCCUUCAAGUCGUAUUCCAAGCCUACUUCUCACACGUUCAUCCGUGGAUCCCAAUCUUACAUGAAGCUACAUUCCGUCGACGACUUGCUGAGCCUCAUGAUUUCGAAGCAUUGAGGGUGGUGUUACACGCGAUGGUCUUAGCCGGUUCCCGGUAUAUUGCUGAUGAGGAUACCGCCACGACUGCCUUUGGAAACCCGCAACAGCGAGUGAUGGCAAGAGACUGGGUCGUGUCCCAAGCAAUGAAACAUCUCACCGUCGAAAGUCUACAGGCUCUAAUCAUUGUCGCCUUCAAUGACAUCGGAAGCGGCGAGGCGGCUCAAGCCUGGUCUCUCGUAGGCUCACUUACACGGACCGUCGAGUACCUUCAACUCACAAUCGAGCAUGACGACGCGGAGAGACUUUCCCUAUCUCAACCUUUCGUUUCGUUGCCGCCACCAGAUAACUGGACCGAAGCCGAGGAGCGGAGGCGGGUCUUUUGGAACGUAUUCAAACUCGACCGACUCAUCUCCGUCACCAUGGGUUGGAACACCAGCCUCACCUCCGACGACGUCCACUGCCGCCUCCCAUGCGACGGCGUCCUCUGGAGAAAAGAAGACCGAGUCGUCACCCCGUACUUCGGCAUAUGGGACAAAGCCGCCGGGCGCAUCGGAAAUCCGAUCGCCUUCAUACCCUCACACUACGCCCAAACAUCCCAAAUCACCACCGAAGAAGAGACCCAGACCCCAUCCGAGGCCGGUACCUCCCCCGGGGCCCAGAUCCCCAGCGUCGACAUGUCCACCGUCGGCGCUUUCGCCUACUGCAUCGAAGCAACCGAGUCUCUCAGCCGCGUCACGAGCUACUUCCUCCAGCAAAAGGUCAACAUGCGAGACCAGCGGGACAUCAGCAGCUGGCUCACCCGCUUCAAGGAGCUCGACCUGCGCCUAGUGCAUUGGAAGAUGCUGCUCCCGCAGAAGUGGAAGGCGAACAUGGCCCGCCAGUCGACGCGCAUGGACCCGAACCUAACGCUGGCGCACGUCACGCACAACACGUCCAUGAUCCUACUCCACCAGCUCAUCGCGUUCCCGCCGCGGGAGUGGGCUUUCCGGGCUCGGUUGCCGAGUAUUUUGAGCAUCGACACGUGCCAAGCUGCAGCUGUCGAGAUCGCCAUCAUUGCGGAGAAUUACCUGAAGCAUGCCCCGCCGACGAUGCCUGUGUCCAGCCAAUUUGCGUUCUGUAUUUACGUGGCUGCCAGGGUGUUACUCCUUCGAUGGAAGUAUGAUCUGGGCGGGGAGCUGGUGCCCGAGUUCUGGUCUCUGGUCCAGAUCCUCGACGAGAUGGCCGGCCGGUGGGCUGGUCCUCAUAGUCUCGAGCCGGCAAGGGACAACUUGGCCGGCAAGUAUUCUCGGAAACUCACCGAGAUGCAUUCCCGAUGUCGCGAGGAUGCAUCGUACAACAUCAAUGUGUUAGGGUACACCACCGAGAUCGACCACACCAGCUCCAAGGAUCCGCCAGUAUUCCCGCAACCAGCUCGGAACGGUGCCGCAAACCAAACCGCAUCCAAUCAAAGAUUGAACAACGCAAGAGUUGAUCCUAAGUUGUUACCGGCGACAGAGCCACGACAGGGCAUGGCCCCCAAUACCGACAGCAUAGUGGUCGCUCAGCAAUUCGCCCCUCCAGUCGUAAAUCCCAACCCAAACUCGGGCGGAAUCAUCGUUCACCCAGCGAUGGAGGAGAACGGCGUGGAGACAAUGACCCAGUCCAAUAUCUUUCACAGAAGCAGCGUAGGAAGCGGCGAACUCAGCAGCAUAUCUCAAAUGCUCCUCGACCAGCAAUUCGUCGACAUGGACCGGAUCAUCAGCUUCGACGACGGAAUUUUCGGCACCGAAUACGAAGGCGGCGGGUGGUAA